Molecule: messenger RNA, 8210 nt
Organism: Lycium barbarum (goji berry)
Lineage: Eukaryota; Viridiplantae; Streptophyta; Magnoliopsida; Solanales; Solanaceae
Product: TMV resistance protein N-like
Exons: 13
Coding region: 3222-5330 (702 amino acids)
Source: RefSeq, a predicted model, not a curated record
CCUCUUUCCCCAACAUACCUAAGUUCUAUUCUUUCCCUUUUCCUAGUUGAAUCAACAUAAAUUAAUUACCUUACAUUGGAAAUGCUACAAGAAGAUAAUUUUUGUCCAUAGGCAUAACUAACAUCAAAAUGGUACAGCGGUCUUAUAAACUACUAAUAUUUCAUAUAGCCUAUCAAUUUGGGUAAUCACUUACUUUCAAUCUAAUAUUCCAAAUACUAAUCUUAUUAGAAAGAGUUAGAAUUAACUUAAAAAAGCAAAGCUAUUUAUCGCAAAGAAUAUUAAAUAAAUUGUUUUUUUGUGAAAUGAUUUCUAAUUUUUAAAAUUUUGAAUUUCAAACUUUAGAUAUCAAGCAGGUGACUUGUAGCGAUUUUUUUUGUGCAAUCUAAAAAAUAUAUUGGACAAAUUAUUAAAACUGUAGAAGAACUGCUUUUGUGUUCCACUCAAAUGAAUAGGUAGUACGUUGUGCGAAACCGGAUUUAGACAGGCUCGAAUAUGGGUACCAGACACCGGAUGGCAAAAAAAAAAAAUAUAAUUUAGAAAAUAACUUUAAUUUUAACAAAAAUAGGGGAUCGAAUUGUGCAUUAAUUAUUGGGGAAAAAAAAGUAGGAAUCUUAGUAGCUCUGUUGUAGACUUUCACCUUGUUGUGAGGGUUCAAAUCCCCACGUUAUAAUCCCCUUCCUCUAUCCCUACCCCUAUCCCUAUGUAAUAAACAAAAAAAGGUAGUAAAGAAAUGACUUCAUAUAAAACCUCAUUUUUUUUCACUUCAUUAGUAAAUGUAUCAUUUUCCUAAGGGUCUGUUUGGAAAGCCACCUGGUAAUUGGAAUACUUGUGCACUAUUUCUCUCUCUCUUUCUACCCAAUACAACAAAAUUCCAGUUUUUUUUCUUGUUUGCAAGGUUUAAUUCACAUGAAUUAAUCACUCCACGAUCGAAAUCCUACACAAAAUAAGUGCUUUGAUAUACACAAUUAACAUAAAAAAAAAUUAAUUUAGUAAUCACUCACUUGAAAAGUAAACGUAUCAUCUCUCCAGCAGCUCGUGCUUAUUUCUUUUCCCAAUUAAAUCUUCAAAAUAUUUGGGUGUAAUGGAAUUAGAACUACAAAUUUUUGCACGGAGUGUCCUUCCCAAAUAGUCAAUCUAUUUGUUUAUUAUGCAAGGUUAUUGACAUUUUUGCCCUAUCGAAAUCAUAAUCUCUCCCUUUCUCUCAAUCAAUUUUCUUUUCCCAAUUAAACCUUCAAAAUAUGUCGGGGGAAUCGAACUAAGUUGACAUUCACAAACUAAUAUCACAGAGAAUAGUAAAGAAACAAUUUUUAUGUGAAAUAUUUUUAAUUUUUGGAUUUCAAAAUUUGUAAAAAAUUAGAUAUUAACUGGAAUUUGUUGCGAAGUCCUAUUACAAAAUAAUGAAAUGAUAAUUCUGAGCAAAUUGUUAGUAUAAUUGUAUAAUUUACUUCUUGCUAUUAUAUCUACCUAAUAAGAACUUGCAAGCUUCGGAGGACUCCAUCACGACGUAAGCCCUAUAAAUAUUUAAUUUUCGGAAAAGGGCCAAAAAUGCUCCUAACUUAUUGAAUUUGGCUCAAGAAUACCCUCCUUCCACCUAUUGGACCAAAAAUACCCUCAAGUACUGAAUAUAGAUUAGUCUCAUAACAACUGAUACUAUUGCAAAUAUUCAAAAAAAAGAGGUUUGAUACUUUUGAAUCCAUUGUAUUAAUUUGACAACCUGCUCAUAUGCUCCUUUGAUAGAGCAUUUGACGGGAUUUACUUUCUUUUUGUCCGCCUAACACUAAUGUAAAUACCUUUCUAUAAAAACACUAAUGUAAUACCUGCAAAUGGUAAGCCCGACAGGUGAUGUAUAUUAAUUCGUUUAUAUCUCGUAAUGAAUAGUCAAUGUAUCUGCGGCACUGUAUUUUACAUCUAUUUAAUGUUGUGUAAGAAUUUUUUUGAAGCUACUAUUGGUUUACAUCUAUCUAAUGAAUGGACAGUGCUGUACUAUAGCACUGCCAACUAAUGACGUGAAUUCCUUUCUUUCUUUUCUACCAUGUUUCAGACAUUAGCUAAAAGACCAAUAUUAUCCAAAUUCAUUAGCUUCGACAAAAAACCCAAAUCAGAAUUGGAUUUUUCGAUGAUUCCACAAGAAAUUGAAUUGAAUAAAGACUAAUUACUUUAAGAAUUAACAAUAGAUAAAUUGUGGGUCAGAAAUUGGAUUUUCUUUGAUAAUUAAUCAACCAUUGGUUUUAGGGGCAUUUUUAAGCCAAAAAAUUAUAUUAAGGGCAUUUUUCAUCCAACAUGUGGAAGAAGGGUAUUUUUGAGUCAAUUCAAUAGGUUAGAGAUAUUUUUAAGCCAAAAGAUAACCUUGAGGGCAUUAUUGGUCCAACAGGUGGAAGAAGAGUAUUUUCGAACCAAAUUCAAUAGGUUAUGGGCAUUUUUUGUCCUUUUCCAUUUAAUUUUCAAUAUCUUAAAAAGUAAAAUUUAAAAAUAAAGUAUGAUAUUAAAGAGAUUGUAUUAUCAUUGUCAAAUUAAAAGAGCAGAAAUAUAUAUUUAGAUUUUAAGAUAAUAUGUAUUUCCAAAACAUCUAAAAUAUAAACUUGCUUUUGUGUAUAAUUUAUUCCGUGAAAUUAUAUCUGAUUACUAAAGAAUUUGCAAGCCUUGGGAGACUCCCUCACGGCAUAAGCCCUAUAAAUAUUUAAUUUUCAAUAUUUUUAAAAAGUAAAAUCUAAAAAGAAAAUAUGAUAUUAAAGUGGUUUUAUUUUCAUUAUUAAAUUAAAAGAGAAGAAAUAUAUAUAUAUAUAUACAGAACUUUUCAUUACUUUCCACAUUAGCUACAGACGAAACUUUAUUUUCAUUGUUAAAUUAAAAAAGAAGAAAUACAUUUUUUUUCCCCCUCCCAUUUUAGGAGGAUUUAUAGUGUUUCCACACUUCCCCUCCAGUGUGACUCGAACCCAGGACCUACCGGUCGUGGGUGGAGGUGCUUAAAGAAGAAAUACAUAUAUAUGGAACUUUUCAUUAUUUUCAUUAUUUUCCACAUUAGCUCCAAAUGAAACUUUUCCACAUCAGUGAGCAUUGUGAAAACUUUUUUGAAAUUGAGCAACUUGAAGCAUUUGAAUCUAAGCGAGUGUGGUGGGUUAACAGAAACCCCUAAUUUUGGUGAUUUGCCAAACUUGGAGACACUACAUUUAUGGGGUUGUACGAAUUUGGAAGAUGUCCCUCCCUCUCUUGGACAUUGCAGAAUGCUUACUUAUUUGAAUUUGAGUGAAUGUGGAAAACUUAAGAAGCUUCCAGAAUUGAAAUUGGGCAACUUGAAGGAUUUGUAUCUAGUUGGGUGUAAGAAUUUGGAAGAGGUUCAUCCCUCUCUUGGACAUUGCAGAAUGCUUACUAAUUUGAAUUUGGGUUAUUGUGAUAAACUUAAGAAGCUACCAGAAUUGAAAUUGAGCAACUUGUGGCAAUUGGAACUAAGCGGGUGCCAUAGGCUAACAGAAACCCCUAAUUUUGGUGAUAUGCCAAACUUGGAGAUAGUACAUUUACGUGGAUGUAUGAAUUUGGAAGAGGUCCAUCCCUCUCUUGGACAUUGCAGAAUGCUUACACAAUUGGAUUUGAGUCAUUGUGACAAACUUAAGAAGCUUCCAGAAUUGGGAUUAAGCAAUUUGAAGCAUUUGAAUCUAAGCGGGUGCGGUGGGUUAACAGAAACCCCUAAUUUUGGUGAUAUGCCAAUCUUGGAGAUACUAUCUUUAGGGUGUGAGAAUUUGAAAGAGGUUCAUCCCUCUCUUGGACAUUGCAAAAUGCUUACUGCUUUGAAUUUAUCGGGUUGUGCAAAACUUAAGAAGCUUCCAAAAUUUGUUACCAUGGAAUCUCUUAAUAAAUGCACAGGUUUAGAAGAAUUUCCAGAAAUCUGUGGAGAUAUGCGACGCUUAACAAGACUAAUCAUAAAAUCUACUGGGAUAAGAAAACUGCCUUCAUCCAUUGGGAAUCUGAGCGGCCUCACUGAGCUCUAUCUGGAAGGUUGUGAAGAUCUUUUAAGUCUACCAAACAACCUUUGUAAUUUGAAGAAGCUUAAGAAUCUUGUUCUCCGCGGCUGCAAAAAACUUGAGAAGCUUUCAGAAAACAUUGGUGAUCUGCAAGAGUUAGAGAUACUUGAUGCAAUAGAAACUGCAAUCUCCCAACCACCUCCGUCCAUCACCAAGCUUGGCAAACUUAGUAAUCUCAAUAUUUUGGGUGGACUUCCUGAGGAUUUAGGAUCUUUACAAUCUUUGAAAAGUUUGGUUGUUAGGGGAAGCAAUAUUUCUUGGUUACCCAAAAGCAUCAAUGAACUCUUAGGGCUUGAAACCUUGGACGUUCAAUUCUGUCAGAAUCUUAAUGAAUUGCCAGAAGAGCUACCGCCAAAUUUGGAGAAGCUAUGUGCAGAUUAUCAUUUAGCCUUGAAGAGCAUCAGAGAUCUAGUAAUUAAGUAUCUUAAGUUGCGUUUUCUCUCAAUAUCAUGGUGUGGUCAUGAAAAAUCUGAAUGCGGAACUGUCUCAAGUGAACAAGUUAAUGUGUUGAAGUCACUACAGCAUUUAAUUAGGACAUGCAUCCAGUGUGACUACCACCAAAGGGAUUAUUUUCUCAUUUGUUUUCCCAAAGUGAGAAUUCUAGAGUUGUUCAAUUAUCAGUUUAUAAAUCAAGAUGUGAUCUGUAUUGAUUUGAGCCCAUCUUGGUAUAACGAUAAAUUCAAGGGUUUUUCUAUAUGUGGUUUUCCUGAUGAAUGGGAUGUGAUAUUAACAACUACAUUGGUCUGCAAAUCUGACCCUGGAAGAAAACAUUCCUUGCUGUAUGACCCCUCCAAAUUUUGGCUCAAGUCUGCUACGUAUUUCAUCUACAUACCAUUUGAAACAUUGUGGCACGCUUCUGACAAUAAAGAAGGGAAGAACCCAAAUGAUUACUGCCUGUUUGAGGUAUAUUCAUGUAACGGACAGCAGGAUUGGGGAAUUCACCUGGAGUAUGAGAAUAAUGAUACUGCAGUGGCAACUGAAAUUUGCUGCUCUAUGGAACUUGAGCAACCAAAGCCAUCACUCACUUUUGGACAUUUACAAGCGUCUACUGAGCAUAACAUUGCAACAGACAGGGGAUUACACUUGGGCAAUGAGACUAAGGAUGUAGAGGUGGAUCAAGCAGCAAUGGCAGUUCAAAAGGAACAUGAAUCUCAAAAUGUUGAGCUGACUAGAGUUUGUGAUAGCCCAUCAAGGAAAAUGGGCGAUGCUUCAAGAAAGAGAAAGAGAAAAAGAAAUAGAAAUAGACACAAAAAGAGAAAGAUAGCAGGGACAGAUGAGACUAGCUGCCCUCAUUUCACCAACAAGCACGCAUGAUUUUGAUUGGAUCUUGAGAAACCUCUUCCUUUGCUAGCAAAAAUUUGUCACUGAAAGGAGAAAAUCGAGGAACAAGAGCGGACCCACGUAGAGCAUGGUCUCAACGCUCCUUAGAUUUCACUGUCCUAAGGUAGAACACAAUAGUGUUCCUUUUUUGCCGAUUUGCCGAUUUGCCUUUUUGACGACCACCAUUCGUCACUAUAAGUCAAGCGCCCAGGACCUUAAAAUCCUGGAUCCGCCACUGUGUAGGAAGCAUCUAUCCAAUCAGAUAUUCAAAACAAAGAAUAUGUAAUGAGGGAGCAAUUACUCAACAUCAAAGCCAAGAGCGUGGAGCUUUGCAAGAAAGAUCUUGUUUCCUUGAGACUAGAGUGGAAGGGAAUCAUCUUUCUAAUUGCAAGUCUGAUUACUCCAUUAAUUUAUUUUCUAUUUACCAUUUUAUCGAGAAAGGUGCCUGAUAUUGCUGUGAUUGUUCUUCAUUUUUUUUUGGUUGCUUUAGGUCUCUUCAAUGUCUCUUUCAGUAUAGCUAAAUGCAAGGUACCUGUUGAUAUCAUUCUCAGAUGGGCAAUCCAUUUAUGGUCCAAGUACCGUUGUUUGUCCUACUACAAAGGUAUCUUGAAGCAACUGGUUUCCACAUCAGAAUUUCCAAAGUCAAAAUGAAAUUUAUUCAUAGUAAUUUGGAAAUGAAUUUUAACCUUUAAGUACUGUUGCUUGUCCGGCUGCAAAGUCCCAAACUCUUUCCCGUGCUGCGAAACUAUAAUGUAGUAACAACUGAAAUUGGCUGCUCCAUGGUAUUUGAGAAACUAGAGCCAUCAUGCACUUCUAGUUCACGGGCGUCUGCUGAGCAUAACAUUGCAACGGAUAAAUUGGCUGCUCCAUGGUAUUUGGUUUGGUUGAGCUUUUUGUUGAGGUGCUGUUGUUGCCUACUGUUUUGGUUUGCUAUUGGCUUGAUUGCGAUUUUCCUCCGCCCUUGAGUUUUUUGGUAUUUCUUUCAUCUUGCUUGAAUUUGAAUUUUCUCUGCUGAUUUGGGAUUUUUCAGUGUAUUUGGGGUUUCUCUAUGCAUUUGGGGUUUCUCUAUGCCUCUCACCCUUAAGAAAGUGAUGAAAUCAGUGGAGAAAAGUGAUGAAUAAAAUAGAAACAUGUUAACAAAUCCAUAAACAAGUGAAAAUGUAACGAACAUACUGGAAACUGGAAAGGAUAUAGGAUUAAAUCGAGAUACAAUUUAUUUUCAAACCUAAAAGCUUAUUACUCGGUCAAGUAUUAGCUGGAAAAUGAUAUCCAGCUACUUCAAACAUUCUUAGAAAUUUUUAAUAUGAUUUAAGCUCUUCAAUUGUAUAGCUAGCUUGUGUAUCAUUUGCCAGGUUUAGUACUCAAUUUUUUUUCUUGUUGCUCAUGUAUGUUUCCUGUUUGAUUAGUUGUUAUAUUUAAUAUAACAUGUCUGAAGAAUAUGACUAAGGAAACAUACUAAGCUGUUAAAUGACACCUUUAUUAGAUAUGACUUCACAUCUGGAAAUUCUGAAGCCUGAAAGGAAGAAGCCAUAGAAGCGUGCCAAUGGGAUAUUCUGGAUUCUACUUCUUAACCUUGGAUUGUAUGCAGCAGACCAUGUCUUCCAGGUUCUGAAAUUGUUUUCCCUCCUUGUUGUAGCUUUUCAUUUUAUAUCUUUAAUGUGAUGGAAUGAAGAUAAUAGGCACAACAAAUAUAUUUGAUUCCUUCAGUAGAGAAAGUGGUGCAUUAUGGUUAGCUAAUCCUUUUAUCUCUAUUUUUAGAUACUAGAAUCGAAUCUUGUCUCAACAGGGAGACAUCCUUCUUAUCUUUUUCAUUAUGCCAUUCAGAUGGUCAAUUCAGAAAAGAUUAGAUCAUUUGUUUAACUAUUAUGACUUUUGUUUGACGCCCAUAUUCCUUGUCUAGUAAUAUGGUUAAUAAUGUAUUGAUUGUCCCCUAUACUCUUUGCAGGUUUUGCUUUCUCGCCACAGCAAAUGAUACGGAUAAGUUGUUCCGACAUUUCGAGAUGCUGCAAAACUUUUCAAGGGAAAGGUUAUUGGAUAUAUAGACGAAGAUGAUCAGGAAGAAAUUUAGAUUUGACGGGGACAUUACACUCGAUGAAAUUAAAGGCAUUUGGAGAGAAUUUUUUGGAAAGCACGCUUAAACCCUUUCUAUAAAUCAGAUCCAAUUCCUGAGACAAAUGAUAUGAAUGUGAAAGUUGUGGCUGGGAACAAUUUUGAUGAAAUCGUUCUAAAUGAGUCAAAAGACGUGCUUCUUGAGCCCUACCAAUUAUGGAACUAUGGCGAAUACAAGUUACGAAAGCCUUGAGACUUCAGAGGACCCUAUUGGCCUUCAAAGAAGCUCUGAACUUCUAAUUACAUGUGCUUUUGAUAAGAAGAAGACUGAGCACAUGCCUGGAGACAUGCUCCCUCACAAAGUCAAUCUCGUUGCUGAUACUUAGAGUUAUAGAUAAGCUUACAAAGUCAAUCUCGUCGUCGAUAUGUAGAGUUACAGAUAAGCUUACAAGUCGCUAAGUAGUUGGCCAUCUGUUCAAUCUCGUUGAGUUGGUCAUCUGUUAAAUCUCGCUCCUUAUUUUAGAACUUGUCCGAUUUUAGAUACAUUAGAAUUUAUUUUUGCUGUCAUGUGAUUCAGGAAGGUCACGGGUUCGAGCCGUGAAAACAACCUCUUGCAGAAAUGCAAGGUAAGACUGCAUACAAUAGAUCAUUGUGGUUCGGCUCUUCCACGGACCCCGCGCAUAGCGGGAGCUUAGUGCACCGGGCUGCCCUUUUUUUUUUUAAAGAAUUUAUUUUUGUCUUUUAUUAUUUGUUGUUGCAAGAACGUGUACAAUCAAAAUAACGAGUUGUAGAUUAUUUAUGUUAACAUUUUUGUGGUUUAAUAAA